AUGUCACUGACCGAGUCUGCUGCGGUAGAUGUGGCUCGAAGCGCGUCCCUCGCGUCUCGCAAACUCGCAAUCCUCCCCAAUGCGGCUCGGAAUGAAGCCCUGACAGCACUUCACAACGCCUUGAAAGAGAACCGAGCCACGAUUCUUGCAGCCAAUGCGAGGGAUGUGGAGGCUGCCACUCGUGCCGCCAACAGCGGUGAUCUCAACCACAGUGUUUUGAAACGUUUGGAUCUGUCUCGGCCCGGCAAGUAUGACGAUAUGUUAGAGGGGAUUUUGAGUGUCCGCGACUUAGAAGAUCCUGUUGGCAAAAUUACAAUGCGGAGCCUGCUAGACGAGGGCCUGACUCUGGAAAGAGUCAGUUGUCCGAUUGGUGUCCUGCUGAUCAUCUUUGAGGCUCGUCCAGAGGUUAUUGCAAACAUCGCUGCCCUGGCCAUUAAGUCAGGCAAUGCUGCAAUCUUGAAAGGUGGGAAAGAAUCCCUAGAAUCUUUUGUGGCCAUUGCAAAUGUUGUGUCUGAUGCCAUUGCUGGCUCCCCGGUGCCAGUUUCAUCAAUUCAACUUGUCAAAUCGCGGGAUGCAGUUUCGUCUCUCCUGGCCCAGGAUUCGCUCAUUGAUCUUGUGAUUCCCAGAGGAUCCAACGAACUAGUUCGAUUUGUAAAGGACAACACUAAGAUCCCUGUCCUUGGACACGCCGACGGUCUCUGCUCCGCCUACCUACAUUCGGAUGCCAAUAUCCACACAGCAGUGAAAGUUAUUGUGGAUUCAAAAACGGACUACCCGGCCGCUUGCAAUGCGUUGGAAACUUUACUUGUGCAUGAAGAUAUCUUGGACUCCAUUUUCCCCGCCGUUGCAACCGCUCUUAUUGACAAAGGGGUCUCUCUCCGGUGCGACGAGGCAUCCAAGGCGGCUUUGUUGAAGACUUUGCCGACAGAGAAAAGCACUGGGGUGCAAUUAGCUACGGAGGCAGAUUAUGACACCGAAUUCUUGGACUUGGUGUUGGCUGUCAAGACCGUCCCUGCUACAACUUCGCCAACCUCAGCUGUUGAGGCCGCCAUCGAACACAUCAAUCUACAUUCGUCCAAGCACACCGAAAUCAUCUUGACCGAGUCCCGAGAGCUGGCGAACUUGUUCAUGAGUGGCAUCGACAGCGCUGGAGUUUACUGGAACGCAUCCUCCCGGUUUGCCGAUGGAAUGCGCUACGGGUUUGGGACAGAAGUGGGCAUCAGUACCAACAAGAUUCAUUCUCGGGGCCCCGUCGGGCUCGAGGGCUUGACCAUUUACAAAUACUUGAUUCGAGGCAAUGGUCAUGCAGCGGGGGACUACCACGAUGGCCCGGGUGGACGGAAUUAUAUCCAUUCCACCCUACCCUUUUAG
Messenger RNA from Penicillium pulvis, 1371 nucleotides. Its product is annotated as glutamate-5-semialdehyde dehydrogenase. The coding region runs from base 1 to 1371 and encodes 456 amino acids. The transcript has 3 exons. Gene Ontology annotation, molecular function: glutamate-5-semialdehyde dehydrogenase (NADP+) activity; NADP binding. Lineage: Eukaryota; Fungi; Ascomycota; Eurotiomycetes; Eurotiales; Aspergillaceae. The record is from RefSeq and is a predicted model, not a curated record.